Messenger RNA from Tachysurus fulvidraco (yellow catfish), 1185 nucleotides. It is a transcript of the gene ubxn10, whose product is annotated as UBX domain protein 10. Gene Ontology annotation, molecular function: protein binding. The record is from RefSeq and is a predicted model, not a curated record. NCBI's taxonomy places the organism in Eukaryota, Metazoa, Chordata, Actinopteri, Siluriformes, Bagridae. The transcript has 2 exons. Bases 186 to 983 code for a protein of 265 amino acids.
AAGCUGAAAGCCAUUAAUUAUCCCGUCUGUGAAACUUAAAAUUUGGUUAUCAUGAAAAGAAGCUAGCAACGAAGCUAGCACGCUAAAAACACGCUAAUUGCUAAACAAGAACAACAAACUUCUUAAUCAGUUACAAAUAUUAAUGGUGUAAAACAUCCUUAAAACUAGUUCUCAUCUUAUCUCUAAUGGCAGCUAGAAACAGUCAUUUCCUCAUCAUCCUGUGGUUCUCUUUCCUGACAUUAAUAGGACAACAACAACAAACACGGUCAUGUGACCAAGAAACUCACUACACAGGAAACAUGCAUGUGAUAAGACCAAAAUCUGCCAAAGGACGCACCAGACCUAAAGUUACAGAAGCCUGUACUGCAGACGAUGAGCUUCUACAAGAGGUGCGUCCGUUUUCCUCCCACCCUCCCUCUCAUCCUCCUCAUCCUCCACCCACACCAAGCCACAGGUUCGACUCAUCUCCAUCCCCGCGUCCUCUGGUUAGGCAGAAUAAUCUGGGUUCAGCAGGUGAAACUGUCCUCAACAUCCCGCUGAUGUCACUAAACAAAUACAAAGUCCUCCCUUCUAUUGAGAAGAGAUCAGAAGAAGAGGCUCCAACUAGCCAUAUGGAGGAAAAGUCCUUGAGGUCAAGGCUCCAUACAAAUAAUCUCAGGAGUGAUCAGGAGAUUGAGCGGGCAUCUAGUGGAACUGUCAGGAUGUCAACUUGGUGCCAGGAGGGUGAGACAGGUGACCUAGGGGUUCUGCUUGCUCUCAGGACUCCAUGUGGUCAGAGGCUCAAGUGCCAGUUCCAACCCACAGACACACUCCAGGAUGUCGUCGCUACAGCAGAGAGAAUAUCCGGAAAAACGUACAAACACGUCCUGAUCGAGACCAUGGAGGUUCCCCGGAGGAGCUUCACCAAUCUGAACAUGACUCUCUCUCAGUGUAGCAUCGUUACUAAAUCAGUCUUAUGCAUAAGCCUAAAAGAUGAUCCUUAACAUUUUCAAAACGGUUCCUAUUAAUAAUUUGCCUUUAAUAAUAAUUAAUGGACAAUAUUGUUUUCAUGCACUGUACUGAAUAGAUAUUUUCUUACGUUCUCUUUACAGCGUCAUAUUGCAUAAAGACACUGAUCGAAUGUUUUUAUUUUUUAAAACAGUAUAGUAGAUCGUAGUUAUUUAUUAAAACAGUUCUGCAUUUUUA